AUGAAAAAUUAUACAGCAAUAACAACAUUCAUCCUGGUGGGACUAACAGACGACCCAACGCUACAAAUUCUACUUUUUAUCUUUUUGUUCCUAACCUAUUUGUUGAGUGUUGUUGGGAACCUGACCAUCAUCACUCUGACCUUGGUGGAUUCCCAUCUUAAAACACCCAUGUACUUUUUUCUCCGGAAUUUCUCCAUCUUGGAAGUCUCAUUUACAACUGUCUGCAUUCCCAGAUUUCUCUACACGAUGGCAUCUGGGGACAAUACUGUUACUUAUAAUGCAUGUGCCACUCAGUUAUUUUUUGUUGUUGUCCUGGGUGCGACUGAGUUUUUUCUCCUGACAGCCAUGUCUUAUGACCGUUAUGUAGCCAUCUGCAAACCCCUGCAUUACACGACAAUCAUGAACAACAAAGUCUGCAUCAAGUUCCUUAUUGGCUGUUACAUAAUUGCUCUAAUCAUUGUCAUCCCACCAUUUGGCAUGGGCUUUGAGCUCAAGUUUUGUGACUCCAAUGUCAUAGACCACUUUGGCUGUGAUGCUGCCCCCAUCCUGAAGAUCACCUGCUCUGACACAGAGUUCAUAGAGCGGUUUGUCUUAAUCUUAGCUGUGUUGACCCUCCUGUUCACGUUAGUGUGCGUGAUUACGUCCUACACUUACAUCAUCAGGACCAUUCUCAAAUUCCCUUCUGCCCAGCAGAGGAAGAAGGCUUUUUCCACAUGCUCUUCCCAUAUAAUUGUGGUUUCUAUUACUUAUGGAAGCUGCAUCUUCAUCUAUAUUAAGCCAUCUGCAAAAGAAGGGGUGGCUAUUAAUAAGGUGGUGUCAGUACUUACCACCUCGGUUGCCCCGGUUAUGAAUCCCUUCAUUUAUACUCUCAGGAACAAGCAAGUGAUACAGGCUUUCAGUGACAUGAUCAAAAGGAUUGCAUCUCUCUCAAAGAACUAA
Messenger RNA from Carlito syrichta (Philippine tarsier), 939 nucleotides. Its product is annotated as olfactory receptor 6C2-like. The transcript has a single exon. The coding region runs from base 1 to 939 and encodes 312 amino acids. Lineage: Eukaryota; Metazoa; Chordata; Mammalia; Primates; Tarsiidae. Gene Ontology annotation, biological process: G protein-coupled receptor signaling pathway. The record is from RefSeq and is a predicted model, not a curated record. Gene Ontology annotation, molecular function: G protein-coupled receptor activity; olfactory receptor activity. Gene Ontology annotation, cellular component: membrane.